Messenger RNA from Coprinopsis cinerea okayama7#130, 3024 nucleotides. RefSeq lists its product as hypothetical. The record is from RefSeq and is a predicted model, not a curated record. Bases 1 to 3024 code for a protein of 1007 amino acids. The transcript is spliced from 18 exons. Gene Ontology annotation, cellular component: Golgi membrane; Ric1-Rgp1 guanyl-nucleotide exchange factor complex; cytosol. Gene Ontology annotation, biological process: retrograde transport, endosome to Golgi; intracellular protein transport. Lineage: Eukaryota; Fungi; Basidiomycota; Agaricomycetes; Agaricales; Psathyrellaceae.
AUGUAUUUCCCAACGUCAGCUGCAAAGCAGCUUUCGUCCAUCCCCGCGUUACCAAACAUCCCACCAGAGAGGGUUGUCGCUCUAGUUCCAAGCCCACGGAGGUCGCUCUUCUGCACAAUCACAAGGAAUGGCGUUUGCGUUUGGGUCGUACGGCCCUCCACUGUAUUGGCGUACCUCUCCCGUACACCCACUUCGCUGAUUGAACAUGGUCACAACCAAGAUGCUUGGUGGUCUCCAGACUCGGAUAGGAUUGUCAUCAAGACGUCUGAAUCAUAUCUCGUCUUGAUUUCCGUCGAAUACAAGCCUGAAGAGUCGGUUGGGAUCUCCCCACCGCCGGUGUCAACCAAUGCACAGCGCAAUUUCCUACCUGGCCCUGGGGAGGGCUUGGAUAUGCAGGGGGUAGGCUUGCACUUUGAAGGCGUUAUCCGUGUCGAGGGACAGCUGUUGAGCGUUUCGCCUCGCCGAGACCACCUUCUGUUUACGACGAAGAAUCCUUCGACAGUGCAACGAAUGCCAUGGCCCCUGCAUGAAGAGGAUGAAGACCAGGAUCCGGAAUCUGCGAGGCCCCGCCAGGGACAGUACGAUACUUGGGUCCUGAAUGAAGAAGACUUCUCAUGGCUCCAGGACACGGAAGUCUCCAUCUCGGAAAUGAACUAUUCAAAGCCCAUAGGUGCAGAAACUUGGAUCACUUCGGAUGGCAGGGUGUACCUCGUUAAACUAUACGACGAGAGCGCGUCAGUUGGUCACCACGAUAGGAAUUCUCAGAAUGAAGGCAGCGAUACUCGGCGGUCUGUCGAUAGCGAGGCGCUCCUUGGCUGGCAAGGCAGUUGCAUCCACAGCUUCGAGACGCCUAAAUGGGUGCAAAAGCGAAAGAGAGCGGACCCCGAAGACCUUGAAAACGACGAACACCCGUGGUACGAGCCCAGACGAGCCUCAACUCUUGCCGUUAAUCCGAGAUUCUCGCUCUUUGCUAUCGGGACAACGAGCGGACAAUUGGAAUUUACGCCAUUCCCGUCACAAGAAGGGGUCCUUCCUCAAUCGAAGAAAAUCGACAUUCCGAACCCGUAUAGUCGACCUACAGGCGAGGUCAAGACUUUGGACUGGAGCUCGGAUGGAUAUGUUCUCGCCGUUGGGUGGACGAACGGCUGGGGCGUUUUCAGUGUCGGAGGAAGGUGUCUUGCAUCCAGCUUCAAUGUCGAGCAUAAUACCGACAAGUCCAGAUAUCAAGAUACCUUCAUGUUUGGCGUUCGGAGUCUUUUCUGGGGACCUGGAAAUUUCGACCUAUUCGUGUUGGCAAACCAUUCUAUUCAAAGUGACGCCCAGUUAUUUGCGAUUCCAUUUGCGAAGAGUGCGACUACUGGCCAGCUUAGCCCCGACAACACUCGAUAUGCUUUCCUGCAAUUGGACGAUCGUGCUUUGAUCUAUCGAGGAGCCGACCAGCCGGACAUGAGCAUUAUCAACCCGGAAUCCGAUGUCUGGCAACAUGUGAAGAUUCCGCAAAGAUAUAUCGCAAUGAACUGGCCUAUCCGAUAUUCCUCGCUCAGCUCGGAUGGCAGACUGAUAGCCGUCGCAGGAAGACGCGGUUUGAUCCAUUACAGUUCAAUGUCUGGACGUUGGAAAGUCUUUGCCGAUGAAGUUCAAGAACAGGCAUUCACAGUUCGAGGAGGUCUUUUGUGGUUCCAUCAUGUUCUAGUUGCUGCAGUGGAGGUUGGCAGGUCAUAUCAGCAGAUCAGGCUGUAUUCAAGAGACAUGGAGCUGGCUAGUGAAAACAUCUUGCACAGAGAGGUUCUGCGGUCUCCGGUGGUAAUCCUCUCCCUCGUGGAUAACUCGCUCCUGGUGUACACGCUCGACAACACCCUUUAUCAUUACUUGAUAGUCCCCACUUCCGAUUCUAUCAAGCUUCACCUUUGCGGUUGCAUUUCGUUUGCUGGGAUCAUCGCGACUCCGGGCGCAGUACGCAUGCUCAGUUGGCUCAUUCCUAGUGCACAGAAACAACUGGGAGAUCCAGCAGGAGAUUUGGCUGUAGCCUCCGUGCUCAUGGUAGUAGGCGGUCAGCUCAUCCUUUUGCGGCCGAGGAAGGCAGCUGAGCAAGAAGUCAAGUACGACAUGCAAGUGUUCGCCGACUCUAUCGAAUUCUGUUGGAUUCACCUUCGCGGCAUUCCGGCUUUGGAGAACUCCCUUUGGGCCUACGAUGCUAAAGGCAUGAGAGUAUGGUUGAAUGCAUUGGCUAUUGAGCCUACUGGGUCAUCUGAGGAGGUGGUUCCGGAGAGUGUAAAGGAAAGCGUUAACAUCCCGUUGGAUUUCUACCCUCUGUCUGCUCUGAUGGACAAGGGCAUUAUUAUUGGAGCUGAGUACGAGAUCGCGACGCGGACGAACCUUCCUUUUACGAUGUUCCGGCAUACGACAAGUUCACACCUCUUCCUUCAACACAUCCUCCUUUAUCAUCUGGGCGGUAAACAAAUCAGACAGGCAGUGGAUUUCGCUGAGAACUACAAGCAACUCAUCUUCUUCUCUCAUGCUCUUGAAAUCCUUCUACACACGGUCGUUGAAGCAGAUGCGAGCUCCAGCGGGUCCGAAGCCGAGAGUAGUAGCCCCUUGGCGGAGUCCCUCCUCCCGACGGUAGUGGAGUUCCUGGACUACUUUGAUGUAUCGCUGGAAGUCGUUGUAGGGUGUGCUAGGAAAACGGAGAUGAGUCGGUGGCGGCGGCUGUUUGAUAUUGUUGGAAAUCCCAAGACCCUGUUUGAGCUUCUCACGGAGAGGACUCAGGCAUGCUUGGUGGCCCAGAAGCUCAAGACGGCCGGUUCGUACUUGUUGGUACUGCACAACUUGGAACAACUCGAUGAGAACAGCACCGAGGUGGUCGCACUAUUGAGACAUGCAAUAGAGGACAAGGACUGGCAACUCUGUAAAGAACUCCUUCGAUUUUUGCAUUCUAUAGACGAGACGGGAGAAGCCCUUCGCCAUGUUGUGAAGGAACUCAAUCUUGUAGAUCUGGACAAAGGCGACAUGUUUACGUCGGUGUAG